AUGACACUCGCUCCCUGCCCAGACACCCGGCACGGCACAAGGAGGUCGGACAUCGAGGUGCUGCCCCUCUCCUUGAUGCCAGCCACACUCCUCAUCCUCCUCGUCCUCCUCAGCCCCACCGGCACCACCUCUGAGCCCGAGAUAUUGCCAUUCCCAGAGAUCCGUCUCACCAAUGGGCCCAGCCGGUGCCAGGGGCGAGUGGAGAUCCUCUACAACGGCUCCUGGGGGACGGUGUGCGACGACGACUGGGACAUCGUGGAUGCCAACGUGGUGUGUCGCCAGCUGGGCUGUGGCCAUGCCAUCACCCUGCCAGCUGCCAUGACCUUUGGCCAGGGGAGUGGGCCCAUCUUCCUGGACAAUGUGGACUGCAAGGGCUGGGAGGCAGCCCUGAGCGAGUGCUGGAGCCACGGCUGGGGCAUCCACAACUGCUACCACUACGAGGACGUGGCUGUUGUGUGCAAUGAGUUCUCACCCACGCAAGUCAGCGAAGGACCGACCACCAGGACCCUCACGGCCUCGGUACAGGACGGGGAAAGUGACGGCAGCAUCCGCCUGGUGAGCGGCCCCGACACCUGCCAGGGCCGGGUGGAGAUCUUCUACCGCGGGAACUGGGGCACCGUCUGCGAUGAUGACUGGGGCCUGAGCGACGCCAGCGUGGUCUGCAAGCAGCUGGGCUGUGGGCAAGCCCUGGAUUACAAGAGCAAUGCCUAUUUUGGCUAUGGAACAGGACGUAUCCUCCUGGACAACGUCAACUGCGACGGCAGCGAGCCCUUCCUGUCUGCCUGCUACAGCCUCGGCUGGGGCAUCCAUAACUGCGGCCACCACGAGGAUGCUGGGGUCAUCUGCACAGGGCUGGACACAUCCACCAUCACAUCAUUCACCACCUCGGUAGCCCUGGACUCUGAGGAGACGCUCACAGCCACGGCCACAGUGACAGACAGCAGGGACCAGCCCUCCCAGGCCACCGAGGUGGUCACCACCACGCUCCCGACCAUGGAGCAGGAAAGUGGCGGCUUGCGGCUGGCGAACGGGAACGGGAGCUGCCGCGGGCGGGUGGAGGUGCGGCACCGCGGCACCUGGGGCACCGUCUGCGACGACGACUGGGACUUCCCCGACGCCCAGGUGGUUUGCCGGCAGCUGGGCUGCGGCACCGCCCUCGCCGCCACCGUGCUCGGCUCCUUCGGCUACGGCAGCGGGCCCGUGCUGCUGGAUAACGUGGGCUGCGGCGGCGGCGAGGCGCGCCUGGCCGACUGCUUCCACCUGGGAUGGGGACAGCACAACUGCGGCCACCACGAGGACGCCGGGGUCAUCUGCCGAGACCCCAUCCCAUCCACAGGAUCCCUGCGCCUGGUGAACGGCAGCCACCGGUGCGAGGGGCGCGUGGAGAUGUUCUACCUGUCCCAGUGGGGCACGGUGUGUGACGACGCCUGGGACCUGCGGGACGCCAGGGUGGUGUGCAGGCAGCUGGGCUGUGGCCACGCUGUGGCAGCCUGGGGGGAGGCACGCUACGGCCAAGGCACCGGCUACAUCUUCCUCGACAACCUCAAGUGCAAGGGCCACGAGCCCUCGCUGCUGCGCUGCUCCCACAUCCGCUGGGACGUGCACAACUGCGACCACUCCGAGGAUGCCGGUGCUGUCUGUGACAUCCUAUGA
This is a messenger RNA of Pseudopodoces humilis (Tibetan ground-tit), 1653 nucleotides long. The record is from RefSeq and is a predicted model, not a curated record. NCBI's taxonomy places the organism in Eukaryota, Metazoa, Chordata, Aves, Passeriformes, Paridae.